UCUGACCGGUUCUUCCAGCGUGCGACCGCAGUAGCUCGUGUGUCGGGGCGAUUAACGGAGCCGUGUGUCAGAACACAAACACCCGAACCGAGCCGAACGGACUCAUCUCAUCUAUUCUCUUCAGAGCUGAUAUGGCGGAUGAAUGCGUCGCUCAAAUGUCGAUCCGAGAACUGUACGUGUCUGAUAAACAGGGCAGUGAUGUGGAAGGAGACGGAUCAGAACAGAAGCCCUUUAAAACUCCACUGAAGGCACUGCUGUUUGCUGGAAAAGAACCUUUCCCGACUAUCUAUGUGGACUCGCAAAAGGAGGGAGAGCGCUGGGCCGUGAUCUCAAAGACUCAAAUGAAGAACACUAAGAAACUCUUUCAACGAGAGAAAAUGAAGUGUGACGCCAAAGAUAAGAAGGAGGCGGAAGACGCCGAGCGCAGAGAGAAGAAUCUGGAGGAAGCUAAAAAGAUUGUCAUCGAGAACAACCCGAGCCUUCCAGAACCCAAAACCGUGAAGAUAAAUCAACUGGAGCCGCUGAGAGAGCAGAGGGUGAAGGUGUUCGGCUGGGUUCAUCGGUUACGCAGACAAGGAAAGAAUCUCUUGUUUAUCGUGCUCCGAGAUGGAACCGGUUUCCUGCAGUGUGUUCUCACUGACAAUCUGUGUCAGUGUUAUAAUGGACUGGUGUUGUCUACUGAGAGUACAGUUGCUCUGUAUGGAACAGUCAAACCCGUUCCUGAGGGCAAACAGGCUCCCGGCGGCCAUGAGCUGCACUGUGAUUUCUGGGAGCUGGUCGGUCUCGCUCCAGCAGGUGGCGCUGAUAAUCUACUGAACGAGGAGUCCGACGUGGACGUGCAGCUGAACAACAGGCACAUGAUGAUCCGUGGCGAAAACGUCUCCAAGAUCCUGAAAGUCCGAUCCACCGUCACGCAGUGCUUUAGAGAACAUUUCUUCAGCAGGGGAUACUACGAGAUAACUCCGCCAACGCUGGUGCAGACACAGGUGGAGGGAGGCUCCACCCUCUUCAGUCUCAACUACUUUGGCGAGGACGCAUACCUGACGCAAUCCUCUCAGCUUUACCUGGAGACCUGCAUCCCUGCACUGGGUGACACCUUCUGCAUCGCCCAGUCGUACCGCGCCGAGCAGUCCCGCACCCGCAGACACCUGUCUGAGUACACCCACAUUGAGGCUGAGUGCCCCUUCAUGAGCUUUGAAGAUCUUCUGAAUCGGUUGGAGGAUCUGGUGUGUGAUGUGGUGGACAGAGUCCUGAAGUCUCCUGCCGCGCCUCUGCUCUACGACCUUAACCCUAACUUCAAACCUCCUAAAAGGCCGUUCAAGAGGAUGAACUACACCGAAGCCAUUGAUUGGCUGAAAGAACAUGACGUCAAGAAAGACGAUGGGACGUAUUACGAGUUUGGAGAGGAUAUCCCAGAAGCCCCUGAGAGACUGAUGACGGACAGCAUAAAUGAGACCAUCCUGUUGUGUCGUUUCCCCGCUGAGAUCAAAUCCUUCUACAUGCAACGCUGCGCUGACGACCGCCGGCUAACUGAGUCGGUGGACGUGCUAAUGCCCAACGUGGGUGAGAUAGUGGGCGGCUCCAUGCGUAUCUGGGAUUCUGAGGAGCUUUUGGAAGGUUACAAGAGAGAGGGAAUCGACCCCACACCCUACUACUGGUACACUGACCAGAGAAAGUUCGGCACGUGUCCUCAUGGUGGAUAUGGUCUGGGUCUCGAGCGGUUCCUCACCUGGCUGCUGAACCGACACCACAUCCGGGACGUCUGUCUGUACCCUCGCUUCAUUCAACGCUGCCGGCCGUGACCGCUCACACACACACACACACACACACACACACACAAACACCUGUCCAGCUCCCAUUCACUCCCUUCAAGAGACCAAUAAGCCAAAUGGAAAAUCACUCGCUCAUGUAUUGCUGGAGACCAGACUUGUACGUCAUGCUUAAAGAUCUAAUCAGAAAAUGUUGCGUAAUAUCACUGUAAUAUUCAUCUGUGGCAUAAUAAAUAAUGAAGAAAGUGAUGCACGUGUAUU
Myxocyprinus asiaticus (Chinese sucker) is the source of this 2030-nucleotide messenger RNA. Its product is annotated as asparagine--tRNA ligase, cytoplasmic-like. Gene Ontology annotation, cellular component: cytoplasm. The transcript is spliced from 15 exons. Gene Ontology annotation, biological process: asparaginyl-tRNA aminoacylation. Bases 132 to 1802 code for a protein of 556 amino acids. Gene Ontology annotation, molecular function: nucleic acid binding; ATP binding; asparagine-tRNA ligase activity. NCBI's taxonomy places the organism in Eukaryota, Metazoa, Chordata, Actinopteri, Cypriniformes, Catostomidae. The record is from RefSeq and is a predicted model, not a curated record.